AUGAAUCAUCUUGGAUUCACCUUAGUUCUUCUAUUAGCUGUGGUGACUUGCAAAGGUGAGAUUACCUGCGAAGAGGGCACACCGCCAUACACCAAAUGUAACCAAACUGAUAUUUUCAACAGAGGCAGUUUCGAUAAGCAAGAUGAUCCCUUCAUCUUCGGCGUUGCGUCUGCUGCUUACCAGAUCGAAGGUGGCACAGGUCGUGGUAUUAACGUUUGGGAUGCCUUCACUCACCGAUACCCAGAGAAAGGAGGACCCGAUUUGCUGAAUGGAGACGUUGCUUGUGAUUCAUAUCGGUAUUGGCAGAAAGAUGUCGACGUGUUGUCAGAACUCGGAGUUAAUGCGUACAGAUUCUCCUUGGCGUGGUCAAGAAUCAUUCCAAGAGGAAAGAGGAGUAGGGGAGUCAACAAAGAUGGUAUUAAGUACUACAGCGAUCUCAUAGAUGCCCUCCUCGAAAGGAACAUAACACCUUUCGUGACCCUCUUCCACUGGGACCUUCCUCAAACACUGCAAGAUGAGUAUGAAGGGUUUUUGGACCGCGAGAUCAUAAAGGAUUUCAAAGACUAUGCGGAUCUAUGUUUCGAGGAAUUUGGUGAUCGGGUAAAGCACUGGAUCACGAUCAACCAACUUUACACGGUGCCUACGAGAGGCUAUGCAACGGGAGCAGAUGCACCUGGUAGAUGUUCUCCUUGGGUUGACAAGAAAUGUUACGGUGGAGAUUCUGCAACAGAACCCUACAUUGUUGCACAUAACCAGCUUCUUGCUCAUGCCACGGCCGUGGAUCUUUACAGGAAGAAAUAUAAGUACCAAAAAGGAAAGAUCGGACCAGUUAUGAUAACUAGAUGGUUUCUUCCAUAUGAUGACACUCAAGCAAGCAAAGAUGCAACUGAGAGGAGCAAAGAAUUCUUCUUCGGAUGGUUCAUGGAACCACUAACAAAGGGUAGAUACCCAGACAUCAUGAGGCAAUAUGUUGGUAGUCGACUUCCCAACUUCACGGAAGCCGAAGCCAGACUCGUAUAUCGUUCGUACGAUUUUCUUGGUCUCAACUAUUACGUCACUCAGUACGCCAAAGCUGAUGAUCCAGCUCCGCCGGGAAAGCUCACUGUCAUUAGGGACUUACGCGCAAACUUCACAGGUACUAAUGCAACUGGUAUCCCCCAUGGUCCAACGUUCCAGCGAGACAUUUAUUACUGGCAAAGAGGCAUGUUAGAAGUAAUGAAGCAUUUCAAGAAAAGAUACGGUGACCCUUUAAUCUAUAUCACCGAGAACGGAAUUAGUACCCCUGGUAACCAAAAUUUUAAAGAAGCUGUUGCCGAUUACACACGGAUUGAUUAUCUUUGCACUCAUCUUUGUUUUCUCCGUAAGGCCAUCGAUGAAGAUAAAGUCAGGGUGAAAGGAUAUUUUUCCUGGGCUCUUGGGGAUAAUUAUGAAUUCGGCGCAGGCUAUACUGUCAGAUUUGGACUCAGUUACGUUGAUUUCGCCAAUCUCACUGCUGAUAGAGACCUCAAAGCAUCUGGCAAGUGGUACCAAAAGUUCUUAAAAGUUACCCCCAAGAACUCCGAGAACCAAGGUCUCCUCCACUCAAACCUCUCAUUCGAGGAGAAGAAGCUCGCGGAUGCAUGA
Molecule: messenger RNA, 1623 nt
Organism: Microthlaspi erraticum
Lineage: Eukaryota; Viridiplantae; Streptophyta; Magnoliopsida; Brassicales; Brassicaceae
Source: the annotation of a GenBank genome assembly